AUGGGUGCUUGUUGUAGUUGUUAUAAAAAUCCUUCCAUUUCAGAUAAUCUUGCAGGUGUUGAUACAGAUGGCAAUAAUUUAGGUGUCAAUGGAGGUGGCACUGAUGAUACAAGCGUCCUUCCAAUCGCUGAUAAUGAAAGGGAAGCAGUAACUGCUCUAUUGGGAUAUUUAGAAGAUAAAGAUAAUUUAGAUUUCUAUUCAGGUGGCCCAUUAAAAGCAUUGACUACUCUGGUUUAUUCUGAUAAUUUAAAUUUACAAAGAAGUGCUGCUCUAGCCUUUGCUGAAAUUACCGAAAAAUAUGUAAGACAAGUUUCUAGAGAAGUAUUAGAGCCUAUAUUAAUUCUUUUACAAAGUGAUGAUUCACAAAUUCAAGUUGCAGCUUGUGCUGCGCUGGGAAAUUUAGCUGUUAAUAAUGAAAACAAAUUACUUAUUGUAGAAAUGGGUGGAUUAGAGCCAUUAAUUAAACAAAUGCUAGGUGAUAAUGUUGAAGUACAAUGUAAUGCAGUUGGCUGUAUAACUAAUUUGGCUACCAGAGAUGACAAUAAGUAUAAGAUUGCCACGUCAGGUGCAUUAAUACCACUAACUAAAUUAGCUAAAUCCAAACACAUUAGAGUCCAAAGAAACGCUACAGGUGCAUUAUUAAAUAUGACACACUCAGAGGAAAAUAGAAAAGAAUUGGUUAAUGCAGGCGCUGUACCAGUUUUAGUAUCAUUAUUAUCAUCAACUGAUCCUGAUGUUCAAUAUUAUUGUACUACUGCACUUUCUAAUAUUGCUGUUGAUGAAGCUAACAGAACAAAAUUGGCACAAACAGAACCAAGGUUAGUCUCUAAAUUGGUUAGUUUGAUGGAUUCUCCAUCUUCAAGAGUUAAAUGCCAAGCUACUUUGGCUUUAAGAAACCUAGCAUCAGAUACAUCAUAUCAAUUAGAAAUAGUUAGAGCAGGUGGAUUACCACAUUUAGUUAAAUUGAUCAAAAGUGAUUCAAUUCCAUUACUUUUAGCUAGUGUUGCAUGCAUUAGAAAUAUCUCAAUUCAUCCAUUAAACGAAGGUCUAAUAGUAGAUACUGGGUUCCUAAAACCUUUAGUGAAAUUAUUGGACUAUAAAGAUUCCGAAGAGAUUCAAUGUCAUGCAGUUUCAACUUUAAGGAAUCUUGCUGCAUCUUCUGAAAAGAAUCGUAAAGAAUUUUUUGAAAGUGGUGCCAUUGAAAAAUGUAAAGAAAUGGCAGUCAGUUCACCAAUCAGUGUACAAAGUGAGAUUUCUGCUUGUUUUGCAAUUUUAGCAUUAGCAGAUGUAUCUAAACUAGACCUUUUAAAUGCUGGUAUUUUAGAUGCUUUAAUUCCAAUGACUUUAUCACCAAACCAAGAAGUAUCAGGAAAUUCUGCCGCUGCCUUAGCGAACUUAUGUUCCAGAAUUAAUAAUUAUCAAAAAAUCAUCCAAUGUUGGAAUGAACCUGAUGAUGGUAUUCGUGGUUUUUUAAUCAGAUUUUUACAAAGUGAUUAUGCUACUUUCGAACAUAUUGCUUUAUGGACUAUACUACAACUUUUAGAAAGUCAUAACGUUAAAAUUUUAGAAUUAAUUAAACAAGAUGAUGAGCUGGUAUCAGGAGUGAAAAAAAUGGCUGUUUUUACAUCCAAUAGGUUAAAAAAAUCAGGAUACGAUGUAAAAGGAGAUGAUACACAAAAGAAUAAAAAGAAUAAGAACAAUGAUAAUGAUAAUAAUAAUAAUAAUAAUAAUAAUAAUAAAAAUACUGUUAAUAAUGCAGGACAAACCGUUACAGAUGAUGAUAUAGAAAAUUCUGAGUUAUCUGAAUCUGGGGAAGAUGCAAGCUUGGAAUUAUAUAAUAUAACACAACAAAUCUUGGAAUUUUUACAUUGA
Messenger RNA from Arxiozyma heterogenica, 1872 nucleotides. It is a transcript of the gene VAC8, whose product is annotated as protein anchor VAC8. The transcript has a single exon. The coding region runs from base 1 to 1872 and encodes 623 amino acids. The record is from RefSeq and is a predicted model, not a curated record. Gene Ontology annotation, molecular function: protein-membrane adaptor activity; protein binding. Lineage: Eukaryota; Fungi; Ascomycota; Saccharomycetes; Saccharomycetales; Saccharomycetaceae. Gene Ontology annotation, biological process: nucleus-vacuole junction assembly.